Hevea brasiliensis (rubber tree) is the source of this 2066-nucleotide messenger RNA. RefSeq names its product beclin-1-like protein. Lineage: Eukaryota; Viridiplantae; Streptophyta; Magnoliopsida; Malpighiales; Euphorbiaceae. The coding region runs from base 256 to 1824 and encodes 522 amino acids. Gene Ontology annotation, cellular component: phagophore assembly site; phosphatidylinositol 3-kinase complex, class III, type I; phosphatidylinositol 3-kinase complex, class III, type II. The record is from RefSeq and is a predicted model, not a curated record. Gene Ontology annotation, biological process: cellular response to nitrogen starvation; autophagosome assembly; autophagy. The transcript is spliced from 11 exons.
CGUUGACUUGGUUAGGAUCCAAACAGGGAAUCGGGGAGGAACCAGAUCCGAACCCUUUUGCGUACACCCAAAAUCCCAUGGGAAGGGGAUUAAAAAGCACAAACAAGAGUUACAAGACAACCCAAAACUGUUAUGAUCUUCUGUGAGCUCAGCAAAGAAGGAAAGGGAGAAAAGAAGAUAGUGGUCCUUUGCCUGGUUCCAAAGAUAUCUCCAACAUAGCAAUCGAAUGAAACUAUACUUGUGAAGAACGAAGAUAUGGCCGAUAAGGGUCGGACUUUGCCCGUUGAUCGGAAUCUUCCUCGAUGGGUGUGCCAGAACUGCCGCCACUCCCUUUGCAUCUCUGGCGUCGAUUCCUACGCCGAAAAAUUCUUAAUCGAUUCCUCUUCUCGCUCCGCGAUGCAGGGCUUUUCAAUGCAUGGGGCUAACAGUGUGCUAGGCUCAACGCGAAUGGACAAUUCUUUUGUUGUGUUGCCAAAACAAAGACCCCAAGCACAGGGAGUCCCACCGCGUCCUCGCAAUGGAGCUGUUCAGCCUGAUACGGGCCAGUCUGGAAAGGCCAUGGAAGAGUCUUUUGUGGUUGUAUAUAAAUCUGAGCCUGCAGCUGAUGGAGGUGGGACACAUUUACCAUCACUAGAAGGAGGACCAAAUGGACAGUUGCAGCCCAACAAUGCUGGGUUUCACUCUACCAUAACUGUCCUGAAACGUGCCUUUGAGAUUGCUACAUCCCAGACACAGGUUGAGCAACCUUUAUGCCUUGAGUGCAUGAGGGUGUUGUCUGAUAAACUUGACAAGGAGGUUGAAGAUGUAAACAGAGACAUUGAAGCAUAUGAAGCCUGCCUUCAGCGCUUGGAGGGGGAAACACGAGAUGUUCUUAGUGAGGCUGAUUUUCUUAAGGAGAAACUUAAGAUUGAAGAAGAAGAGAGAAAGCUUGAAGCAGCAAUUGCGGAAAUAGAGAAACAAAACACAGAAAUUAAUGCUGAACUGAAGGAACUGGAGUUGAAAUCUGUCCGCUUCAAAGAGUUGGAAGAGCGGUAUUGGCAAGAGUUCAAUAAUUUUCAGUUUCAGUUGAUUUCACAUCAGGCAGAUUUUUUAUGGAUGAAUAAACAGGAAGAGAGAGAUGCAAUUCUAGCGAAGAUUGAAAUUUCACAAGCUCAUUUGGAGCUGUUGAAGCAAACUAAUGUUCUCAAUGAUGCCUUCCCCAUCCAUCAUGAUGGAGAAUUUGGAACAAUAAACAAUUUCCGACUUGGAAGACUUCCUAAAAUUCCGGUCGAAUGGGAUGAGAUAAAUGCUGCCUGGGGCCAAGCUUGUCUUCUCCUCCACACAAUGUGUCAAUAUUUCAAGCCAAAAUUUCUAUAUCGAAUAAAAAUGCUUCCUAUGGGGAGCUACCCUCGAAUUAUGGACACCAACAACAGUGUUUAUGAUCUGUUUGGUCCAGUGAACUUAUUUUGGAGUACUCGCUAUGACAAAGCAAUGACAUUGUUCUUAACAUGCCUCAAGGACUUUGCUGAGUUUGCAUACUUGAGGGAUCAAGAAAACAACAUUCCACCUGAGAAAAGAUUUAAACUUCCAUACAAGAUUGAGAAUGACAAAGUGGAAAACCACUCUAUUACCCAGAGUUUCAAUAAGCACGAGAAUUGGACCAAAGCUCUCAAGUAUACUCUCUGCAAUUUGAAAUGGGCUCUCUAUUGGUUUAUUGGAAAUACAAACUUUCAGCCUCUUAAUACAAUGGCGGCUUCACGUGUUGAAGUUCCAGCCGUAAGUUCUUUUUACACAAAGCGUGCUGCCGAUUCCAAGUCUGAAUCUCGACACAUAUCAAAACAGUGAAACCAUGAUAGAGAAUUGAAAUGCAUGGAAAUAUGCCAACUUGUGAAUAGAAAUAGGGUCAGCUAAGUAACCGUGAUCACAUCUUCAUAUGUAAUGUAUAUUCUCUCGCAAGAUUAGAAUGGGAAACAUUUUCUUUUCUGUUUGACCUUUUGUGUAUUGGCCAAAAUGAUAAAAUCUCAUGUAGGCUGUAUUCUGAAUUCGAUUUACUGAAAUAACCUAGUUUGUAGAAUUUAGAUGUAUAA